Achroia grisella is the source of this 832-nucleotide messenger RNA. RefSeq lists its product as uncharacterized. The record is from RefSeq and is a predicted model, not a curated record. The coding region runs from base 91 to 741 and encodes 216 amino acids. Gene Ontology annotation, molecular function: transcription cis-regulatory region binding. Lineage: Eukaryota; Metazoa; Arthropoda; Insecta; Lepidoptera; Pyralidae. The transcript is spliced from 4 exons.
UUAACAAACUACACGAAAAAUGACAGCCGACAGCUGAAAAUAAUAAGAAAUGUGAUCUCGUUGAACUUUGAAGCUGUAAAAUAAAUUAAAAUGACAGUCCAACAGCUUAACUCGAAUAUUUCUGACGACUCCGAUGAUAUGGUUAGUUUACCUUCGGAAGAAGAGAUUUAUAGGCGAAAAUAUCAGUUGUUAUUGGAACGAUGUGAAGUGUUACAACAGGAUAAUGAAAGAAUUAUUAAUAGGAUACAUGAGGCGAAGAAAAUCACAAAGCGCUAUCGUAAGGACGUAAAACUGCUUGUCGAACGAUUGGACGGGCACGGUGACGCCUUUCGAACGGCUUCUGUUGAAGCAGAGGUGAAACCUGAAGUACUGACACGCCCUGGACGUACUGGUUCUAAAACGCAAACUUCAAAACCUAUUGAUAAACAAAAUUCUACUGGUGGCAAAAAGCCAGGACCGAAGAGAAAAAGCAAAGCUGAUAAGCCUGAGAGAGAUCCAAAUGCUCCAAAGAAGCCAUGUAAUGCAUUCUUCCAAUUCUGUCAAGAACAGCGUCCCUUGGUAGUUGCUGAAGCCAACUCGGAAAUGGGAUCAGAGCCAUCCAAGCAAGAAGUUACAAGGCAAUUAGCGUCCCGAUGGAGAUCUCUCACAAAUGAGGAGAAAAGGGUAUAUGUGGCUAUGUUUGAAAGGUCAAAAGAGAAAUAUGCAGAAGAAAUGUCAGCAUAUAUAAAGAAAGAACAGUGACAUUACUUAAUUAAUAGUAGCUCUUAAUCACUUGUGAUGAUCAGCUUUAAGUUUAGGUUAAUUAUUUUAAUUAUAAUAUUUUAUAAAAUAA